Messenger RNA from Trypanosoma conorhini, 4422 nucleotides. RefSeq lists its product as uncharacterized. Lineage: Eukaryota; Euglenozoa; Kinetoplastea; Trypanosomatida; Trypanosomatidae. Bases 1 to 4422 code for a protein of 1473 amino acids. The transcript has a single exon. The record is from RefSeq and is a predicted model, not a curated record.
AUGACGUUUGGCAAUGAUGAGCAGCCGGCGAGCGUGACUGCCCGGCGCGGCGGCGUUGCCAUGACGUUUGGCAAUGAUGAGCAGCCGGCGAGCGUGACUGCUCGGCGCGGCGGUGUUGCCAUGACGUUUGGCAAUGAUGAGCAGCCGGCGAGCGUGACUGCCCGGCGCGGCGGCGUUGCCAUGACGUUUGGCAAUGAUGAGAAGCCGGCGAGCGUGACUGCUCGGAGAGGGGGCGCCAGAAAUUUUGGAAAUGGAUCUUUUGGUAACAGAGGUGCGGUAAUGGGAGGAGGGUUUAACGAGUGGGGUGAUACGUAUGGCCGAAGUAAGGAGGUUGAAGGUUUUGGCGGCGAGGUGGGGUUUCGUCGUUCUGUGUCCUGUAGUUCGCCAAAGGCGCAGCGACCCACCCUCUGUGAAUCUCUUGGUUUUGUUCCGGGGGAGCCAGAGCCGGCACUCGUUAACGACGAUGGAGGCGCCACCUUUUUGGGCGGCGUUGCCCGCCCCCAGAUGCGGAACAGGAGUCCGGGGCCGUUCUUCCGAGAUCCCGGCGUUGCACCUCAUGAUAAUAUUUCUGGCGGCACGCCGGCGGGCCGACGGCGUGCCCCGUCCCCGGGGCCCAGGUUUGGGGAGAGCAGCAUAGCUGGUCUAGGCGCGAGGAGCGGCGGGAAUUGGCAGUGCAAUACUCGGAGACAGGGAGUUCCCCGCGAGGACUCUCCGGCGCCUGGUUUCACUGGGAUGCCGCAUUCACGGCCAACGACUGUGCUGGAUCCCUUCGGGAAGCUCUCCAGCCGCCUCAGCCCCCGCCCGGCCCUCGACACGCCGUUUCAACCGAAGGCCAGAGAAUCAAACUUUUGCCCGCCUCAGAACGAUCGCUGGCAAAGCCAUGAUGUCAGCAACGAUCUUCGCCCUACGGGUGUUCCUGAGCGUCGUGGUGAUAGUUUCUGGCGCCCCUCGUCCUUUGUUGGGCCGCCGCGGCAUGUCACAUCCGACCCCCUUGCGUCUCCCAUCUCAAGCAUCUCGAACAGUGGCCAACUGAUGCGCGAGGACGCCAAUCCGCGUGCGAGAAGUGGGUUUGGAGGGCCUUUCGCCCCUGAGGCGUCGCACCAUUUUUCACGGCGGCAGACAGUUGGUCGUGCGAACGCUGGUAUGGGCGGUGGGCUGUAUGGUGCGACAGGCGUCCAUCGUCCCUCCAACCACGCUGGCGUCUUUGGGGUUCCUGUAAAUCGCAUGGGUGCUGGACCGAAUCGUUCGUCCAAUGGCAUCUUUACGAGGAUGGCUACCCUGUACGACGGCGGCACCUCCCGUGUGCCUGUCAUUGAUGAAUACGAGUAUCCAAGACAGGGAAGUCGUGUUCGUCCGCGGGGUGUGCAGGCUAUGGACCUGGCCUGGUCAGAGCGGUGGGGAUCGUCGCGAUCCGCAUACGGCGUUGCUGGGGGCCGUGGCACGUAUCGCCCAGUCUCCUCUCGUGUAGCUUCAAGUACGACGCCUUGGCGCAACAUGGCCACUACGCGCACUGGCACCAUAAGGCGAGCGCCCCCUGCCAGUAAGCCACCGUUGGCCCCGAGCAGCCGUGCACCGUUUCGUUCCGCGGCAACCUCUACAGGCGUACGCAGUACUGUGACUCCUUCUGCCGUUCGUGGCCUCACACUGCGGGAACGGGUGCGGUUGCGGCAACAAGAGCAGCGCCGCGAAGCAAACUUAAAGGCACUUCACAAUAACUUGCAUGAAAACUACUGUAUGGGAAAUGAUAUGAAGCGAUUUCGAAAGGAUUCUGCGUGGUCGUUUCCCACAAGGACCGAUGCGGAUCUCGAGUCAGCCGGGAAGUUUAACGCCGUAGCCGACGCCACCACACGUGCGACGGGUGCCGCCGCCGACGCUGCACACAACAUUGACGCCGCAAGGUUAGAGGCACAAGCCGACGCCAGCCUUAAUGCAUAUGGGGAGCAAGUUCAACGUCUGGAGUCUCUUACGGAUCCAUUUCUUCAAGCCGAUGGAGUGAAUGUUUCUUUUUGUCUGCGCGAUUUGGUCAACGCAUUUCUAUACUUGCCGGGAGGUGCACCGCAAGAACAAGACCUCACAAAAGCGGCGUGGCUAGACGAUGGUGCUUCGUUUUUUGUGUCCGCCAAACCCGCGCGGUUCCGUGGGGGAUGGGAAAGUUACCUACAACAGCUUAACCUUUACCAGCAGCCCUUAUACCUGCGAGAGAGGGCCUUCAUAUUCGUGUUGCGGGUUCCGUAUCAGCCAAACCUCCGCGUCUGCGUUGCGGUGCACAACAUGGAUGAUUUUAUUGCGUUGUUGCAACAGCGGCCAUUGCAGCAGGUUUUGUUAACACGAGAGGAAAAAUGGAUGCAGGAACGCUUGUAUGGAAUGGAGUCUGGAGUUAGGGAUCACCAGCCCCAACCGAGACCCGAGGGGGUGGGACGCUUUAAAAGUCUUCUUCAGCGCCUGCAUGCCAUUAAGAAAGACAGUCAUGCGGAUGAAACUCGUGACGCGGCGCGGCAAGGGGGUUGGGUGCCCAUGACGUGGCGGCAACGCUGGGCUUUGCUGCGUCUUCACAUGGAAGCGACGCUGCGUGGUUCUGCAUGGAAGUCGUUUACGACACCCCUUUUAACAGACCCCGCCUUAUUGCAGGCCCGCAUGUCGUUUCUCUCGAACCGCACCGCCAGGUAUGCCGCGUUGCGUCAUCGGCUCAACACCCUGCAGGCCCUUGCUGCCACCCAGGUGACAAGGCAGAGGGAUGGAGCCGCGCUGCGGGAUCUGCGCCUGAUACAGAGCCGGAUUGAUUCCACACCGUCGCUGCCGCUAGGGUGCAGCGGUGCGGUCCCCCAGAAGGAGGAACUACCGCCGUCUUCAAGGGAGACACGAACUUCUGCGACGGCGACGGUGACUAGGGGCGCAGCAACAGGUGCGACAAAGAAGCGUGAACCAUUUCGCGUGAAUCGUGUGGGGGAUGGUUCGGCAACUGCGCUGCGUCGACCACGUCCAGCGCCCCCCGCGACGCAGCCAGCUGAAACGGCAUCAGUAACGGCCACACGGCGGCUUGCAGAGAUACAACUUGGGGCGGAGACGCCGUGCCGAUCGACCUUGGCGCCCUACGCGUCCUCGGUAAGUUUGUCGCCGCCACCGGCGUCCAAUUCAGUCCGGGAGGGGGCGGCGGGGCAUGUGCCGUUCCGGGAGACGGGCAAGGAUGAGCUAGUGCAGGUCGCCGAAGAUGUGGCACGACGGACUGAUUUCGCUAACGAAGUUUCGCCCCCUCCGAUGACGACUGUCUUGACAUUUAUGUCCUCCUGGGAUCAGCAGGAGCAACGAAGGCAGGUCUUUCAUGGCUGUUCGAAGGAGUCGUCACUUUCAGGCACAAAGAUGUCUAAUCCCGUGUUUGCGGGAUUACUUCCAACACCGACGGAAAUUCACCGCCAAAGCGAGUGCUUCAACAUCAGUGUCUCGCAACUGCAGCAACUGCUUCAGUGGCAGUGGGAGUACCAUCAGAAUUGUUACGAAGCAUUUCCGCUUCCGAUUUUUCGUGGCGCCCUUGUUACACCCACCGAUGCGUAUUUCGCUGUCACUGCAGAGGCAAAGAAGGGCGCGGAGGGAACUGGGAUAAGCCCUCUAUCCCGUUCCCUUUUACUCGCCCUGACGAAAUGGGGCUGGCUGACUCCCAUGGAUUAUAAGGCCUCGCGAAGUGACACCUGUCGCCAUUUCUUCUCACAAGAUCGUCUGACUUCGCUCGUUGCGCCGCAGGUGGGGAGACGGCGAGGCAUGUUUUGUCUUUGGCUCUUCUUAAUUUGGAUGUGGCAAAACCAGGCGCUAUGCAUCGCCUUGCUGUACGUUGUGUACAAGUGUUUUCUGGCGGCCAUGCGGGACGUCUUUGGUGGAUGCGCUAGAAGACCUGCGGCGCUUGACUCCGCCACCUCCAUUGUGUACGAGCAAUCUGAGGCGGCUGUGGAAGCGAUGCUGGAGAGGAGGCAGUUCUUCCGCACACAGUCACUUGCCACGCGCAUACUGCGGGCGCAAAGUUGUGUUCAAAAUUUGCUGAGCCGAGCGACGAUGCUGUUGCGUGGGCAUUCGCCUUUUCUCUCUUUUAUUAUUGGCUUGGAGGUGCUCGUGAUGUGGGUUCUCCUUCUUGGCUACAACUACGCUGUUUCUCACCUUCUCCCCGGUAUUUAUCUUGCAUCAGGGGGGAUGGUUUGGCACCUCUCGCAGAUGUUAGAGCCGUUUACCUUUCUGCGGGACUCCGACGCUUUUUGGUGGUGUGUCUCCCUAUUUAUACCGACUGGUUGCGAUGGAAAGACGUUGGGUUUCCUGCUUCUGCUGUAUUUCAUUUUCUCCCUGCUGCCGUGGUCGCCGCUGCGGUGGAUGUGUCGGAGGACGUGGGAACUCUUUUUGCACGACGACGCGUUGGUCCGCCGCCCCUUGCUCUCAUUCUGA